Indicator indicator is the source of this 1461-nucleotide messenger RNA. RefSeq names its product SIL1 nucleotide exchange factor (gene SIL1). NCBI's taxonomy places the organism in Eukaryota, Metazoa, Chordata, Aves, Piciformes, Indicatoridae. Bases 49 to 1461 code for a protein of 470 amino acids. The record is from RefSeq and is a predicted model, not a curated record. The transcript has 10 exons.
CCAAAGACCACCACCAGCUUUAACUGCCUCUGAGUUCUGCUGGUGGAGAUGUUUCACUGGGCUGGACUCCCCUCUGCUGCUGCCAAAGUCAGCCUGCUGCUUCUGGUGGUUGCUGUGCUGUUUUCCUGGUCAAGCCUGAGUGACAGAGUUCCUGAGUUUGCCCUGACAAAAAUAGAAGAGAGCGACAUCAAAGAUGACAGUGGGAAAGAGCCUCUGACAGAAGAUGAUGCUGAUCCUGAGGACCUGGAAGUGUUUUACCCCACGCAUCAGUGGCAAACCCUCCGCCCAGGUCAAGCUGUGCCUGCAGGCUCACAUGUACGACUGAAUCUGCAGACAGGGGAGAGAGAAGCCAAGCUCCCAGACAGUGAGGAUGGAAACAGCGAGGCGAGAGAAGAGAGAAGGAGAAAAAGGCUGGGCAAGGUGGACGUUGAUGCAAAUUCAUUCACAUCCCAGGAGCUCAAAAAGGCAUUGGCUAAAAUGAAGGAAAGUGAGAAGGCAGAAAGAAAGGCCCACGAGGAAGAGGUGAGGAAGAAGUUCCGUCCCAUAGAGCAGCUGAAGGAGGAGUUUGAAAAGCUGAACGUGAAGAUGGAAACAGAUUAUGAGAUUAUGGUCAAACUGAUCAGCAAAUUCAACAGCUCUGCCUCCACGCUGGCUGACAAAGUGGCAGCGCUUUAUGAUCUGGAGUAUUACGUGCACCAGGUGGACAACGCCAAGGACUUCCUCUCCAUGGGCGGACUCCAGCUUGUGAUCGAGGGGCUGAACAGCACCGAGGCCGCGCUGAAGGAGCACGCUGCCUUCGUCCUGGGAGCUGCACUGUCCAGCAACCCCAAAGUCCAGAUCGAAGCCAUCGAGGGGGGAGCGCUGCAGAAGCUCCUGGUGAUCCUGGCCACGGAGCAGCCCCUGGCUGUCAAGAAGAAGGCUCUCUUUGCACUGUCCUCCAUGCUGAGACACUUCCCCUACGCCCAGCAGCAGUUCCUCAAGCUGGGAGGCCUCCAGGUCCUGAGGAGCCUCUUCAGGCAGAAGGGAAUGGAGACUCUCCACGUCCGUGUGGUGACACUGCUCUACGACCUCAUUGUGGAGAAGCUGCUGCUGGAGGACUCCCAGCAGGAGGAUCAGCUGGAGGAGAAGAUGCUUCAGUACCAGCAGGUGAGGCUGGUGCCGGCGGUGGUGGAGCAGGACUGGUGCGUGGCGGUGUCCAACCUGCUGGCGGUGCCGGAGCACGACACCCGGGAGAAGGUGCUGAAGACAGUGGCAGUGCUGAUGUCCUUCUGCAGGGAGCGCUACCAGGGGGACCAGGCCCUCAGCAGCACCCUGGGGCUCCUGCGCCGCGAGUACGAGGAGCUGGCGGCCCAGGAGCAGAGGGAAGGGGACAAGGAUGGCUACUUCAGCGAGCUCCUGGGCUCUGUCAACACCAUCAUCCAGCAGCUCAGGGGAAGGCAGCUGAGGGCUCCCUUCAGGUGA